GCACUUCCUGGACACCGCAGAUCCUCCACGUACCGUUUCCAUGCCGGUGGUCCCCGUUCUUCCCCCGCAGGCUCCUCUCUCCUCAGCCCCGGUCUAGCAUCUUCCUGACAGACCCGCUUUCACCCGAACAACUACCGGGAGCUCCGGUCGGGUCUGAACCGGGCUAGCUGGGAGGCUAGCGGAGCGUUAGCCGUUAGCCAGCGGGGUCCAGGCUCGGUCAGGGCGGCGAGCAGAUGGAGCGCAGCAUGUCCGGAGGGAACCACAGCCAGGCGGCCGAGGAGAAGGCAGCGAGCCGGGGUCAGAGCGAAGUGAACCGGAGGCUGAAGUACAUCAGUCUGGCCGUGCUGGUGGUCCAGAAUGCAUCGCUCAUCCUCAGCAUCAGAUACGUCCGCACGCUGCCGGGCGACCGCUUCUUCACCACGUCGGCCGUGGUCAUGGCGGAGCUCCUGAAGGUGCUGACCUGUCUGCUCAUCAUCCUGCUGCAGAAGAGAUUCAGCGUGAAGGAGACGGCGCUCUUCCUGGUGGACGCCAUCGUGUUUCAGUACAAAGACACUCUGAAGCUGGCCGUUCCGUCGCUCAUCUACACUCUGCAGAACAACCUGCAGUACGUCGCCAUCUCCAACCUCCCGGCCGCCACCUUCCAGGUGACCUACCAGCUGAAGAUCCUGACCACGGCUCUGUUCAGCGUGAUGAUGCUGAGGAAGUCUCUGUCGAAAGUUCAGUGGGUCUCUCUGCUGCUGCUGUUCGCCGGAGUCGCCAUCGUACAGGUGCAGCAAGAGGGGAAGAAGGAGGCGGCGGUGUCAGAUAGCGCCGGUCAGAACUACACUGUGGGGUUGGUUGCCGUGGUGAUCAGCUGCCUGUCGUCGGGCUUCGCCGGCGUUUACUUCGAGAAGAUCCUGAAGGGCAGCUCGGCGUCCGUGUGGGUGAGGAACGUGCAGCUGGGGAUCUUCGGCACGGUGCUCGGCAUGCUGGGACUGUGGUGGAACGACGGCGCCGCCAUCGCCGAGCGUGGCUUCUUGUUCGGCUACACGGACAUGGUGUGGUGCGUCAUCUUCAACCAGGCGUUUGGCGGGCUGCUGGUGGCGGUGGUGGUGAAGUACGCCGACAACAUCCUGAAGGGCUUCGCCACCUCCUUCUCCAUCAUCGUCUCCACGGUGAUGUCAAUUUACCUGUUCGGCUUCCACGUGGACCUGCUCUUCACGGCGGGGGCGGGGCUCGUCAUCGGCGCCGUCUACAUGUACAGCCUCCCCAAAGCGGCCGGCUCUUCGUCCCCGAGCUCCUCCUCGUCUUCCUCGGCAUCGUCGCCGUCGCCGAGGACGGACGAAGGCGCCGAGAUGGAGGCGUUUCUGCCAAAAGCUCAGGGAGGCGUCGCAUCUCCCCCCCCUGCCGUCCACAUCACAGACUGAGAGGAGGAGGAGCAGGAGGAGCGUUGGUGGUCUCACCCUCUCUGCCUUAAAUCUCUUUCCUACCUGAGCUAAGAGGAUCCGCCUUACACUGACUGUAGGUAACAUAUUGAUUAUCGGCUGCUGAUCGAUCGGAUGUUUUCGCCGAGCAGCUUCCUCUCCGGCUCGACGCCGGCAGACGGCGUCUCGAGUGUUUCGGACGAGCUGCGCAGUGAAAACGACUUCAUGUCGGCGGCCAUUUUGGGGCGAGUUGUUUGUGUCGGUGCCUUUUCUUCAUCUGUACAGAAGCCAUACGGUUGUGUUAGCGUUAGCGGCGUUCCCUCAGACCAGUGGUUCUCAAACUGAGGGGCGGGUCCUCCUGGGGGGUCGCAGAGCCACAGGGGUGGGGGGGGCCAAUGAAAAUGACUCGGCAAAAUAAAACGAUGCUGAAUCUUUUUAUUUCAGUUAAAUUCAGCUGGGCGCCUUUUUAUUUGUUAUAGAAAUCAAUCAGUUUACCGGGGGGGUGGCGAUCAGCUGAUGGUGUGACGGGGCUGGGGGUGAACGCGCUCUGGGAUUGGAGCAGCUUUUUAAUGAAUGAAUCAUAAUAAUCACGUGUCCUGCUGCGGGCGCCGCGUUGAAGACGGCGUCCUGAAUGUGUUUCUGUUGCUGCGCGUUGGCGGCGUGCGACUCAAUUAGAGUCGAGGACGCGGGAAGCGGCGGCGUCCACAGCUGCUUCGCUUUAGGAGGAAAGUUUGUUGCUUUUGUCUCCAGAUCGAAGCAGGAAGUGAGGAACAGCUGUUUUAUUUUUCUUCCUGGGGUCAUGAAGUUUAGAUUUUUCGCAGGCGUGAAACGCGCACGGAUUAAUAAUUUCAGACUUCCUGUAGAAACUGAUCUCAGGACAGAAACGUUUUCAGGUCGAUGUGGAGACAAAAAACUAAACUUCUUCUUUUGUUUUCUUCUGAAUCAAAUGUUUUCUGAUUCAAACAAAGAAAACAACUUAUUUUAUUUUCUGUUUUUGUAAAACAGUUUGGGGAAAUAUAAAUAUUAAUAUUAAUUAUUUUAUUUAACGGAGGUGGAAGUUGAUUUCUUUUGGGUGGUGGUGAACGAGGACGGAGAGGACGCUCAGCAGGUGGCUCCAGGCGAUGGUGACGGCCAAUCAGAGCUGCCGUUUCUUUAUCUUUAAGUUGCUGCUGAGAUUUUAGGAUUCAACAGUUACCGUGACGACAGCUGGAACAAAAUCUGAAUUUGAUUUCUUGUUGAUUUUAAUCGGAAACGAUUUCCUGUUUCCUGAACCUGCAGCCUUGAUCGAUACCUCGUCACGGACAACACGUCGUUUUCUCAGGCCGGAGAGAAGAAACGAGAUGUAAUGAAAAUACCUCGUUAACUUAACGGAUAAUUAUCUGAAAAAAACUUUCAGUGUUUGUUAUUAAUUAUCAGGAACCAGAAGCACAGUUUGGGAUAAAAGCCUGGAGAACUGAAGUUUGUUAUCUGAACGUCACUUAUGAUGAUUAAAAUAAAAAACGUCUCAUGGUGAUGACCUCAUCUCUAGAGAACGGCGUUUUGUGUCUCACGAGUUCGUUGUCUGAGAAUUAUCUUGAAAUGCCGGGAGGUUUUGAAAAAAAGUUAGUUUUCUGGAGAUUAAUUCUACUGAUAAAUCGUAUCGUUCUGUAUUUAUCGUGUUGCUGCUUGAGAUGACGAACUCGACAUCAGACUUUAUUUUUUAACUUCAUCUCGUUAAAAGUGCUCGUUUAAAACAAAGACUGAAGAUGCUGAUGAGGCUGGAAGGUUUUGUUUCAUUUACGGAGUUUUCCAGAAACAAAUUGAAUCUAAAAAAAGUUUCUUGGUUUCAGCUUGUUCUGGUUUCUGUUGAAUCCACUUUGUCAUUGACACAAACGGCCUGGAGCGCCACCUGCUGGCACUUUUAAAGUGAUCCUGUCGCAUCUUAUAAGACUCUGAAGGAUUUUCAGUCUUAUAGGAUCCAGCAGGACUCGGUUUCCUCAUUGGACCCUCCAGGUGGAGAGCCGUCCAAUAGGAUGCCUCAGAAACCUUCCAGGAUCUUUUAAACUUCCUCUUCCUGUCGAGACGUUUGUGUUUGUAUGAACCUGUGUGGAGGAUCGGCCAGGUUCAUCUGUCUGUCAGUUUGCACUCGAUUGUUGACUUGUACCAAUGACUCUGAAUUUGUAAAUACUUCUUUUGGUAAAGUUUUAUAUAAACAAGGACAUGGACUCAAAA
This is a messenger RNA of Micropterus salmoides (largemouth bass), 3614 nucleotides long. RefSeq names its product solute carrier family 35 member 2 (gene slc35a2). Gene Ontology annotation, molecular function: UDP-galactose transmembrane transporter activity. Gene Ontology annotation, biological process: pyrimidine nucleotide-sugar transmembrane transport. The coding region runs from base 234 to 1406 and encodes 390 amino acids. Gene Ontology annotation, cellular component: Golgi membrane. Lineage: Eukaryota; Metazoa; Chordata; Actinopteri; Centrarchiformes; Centrarchidae. The transcript is spliced from 6 exons. The record is from RefSeq and is a predicted model, not a curated record.